Plectropomus leopardus (leopard coralgrouper) is the source of this 909-nucleotide messenger RNA. The record is from RefSeq and is a predicted model, not a curated record. NCBI's taxonomy places the organism in Eukaryota, Metazoa, Chordata, Actinopteri, Perciformes, Serranidae.
CCCAGAUUGAGAACCCGCGGACUCAAUGGCGGCAGGAGCAGGAGCGCAUGCUGAAGGAGUACCUUGUUGUGGCCCAGGAGGCCCUCAAAGCCAAGAAGGAGAUGUACCUGGUCAAGCAGCAGCGACUGGAGCUGGCUCAGCAGGAAAUGUUGCUCUUCCACGAGCUCUCUGAGGACAACCGCUCCAUCACCAGCACGCUCUCCGGCUCGUCCUCAAACGCGAAAUACGACCCCGACCAAAUAAAAGUGGAAAUAGCUUGUCGACGAGAGCGGCUGUCCAGACUGAAGCAGGAGCUGGCCCAGGUGAAGCAGGAGCUGCAGUAUAAGGAAAUGGGAGUGGAGACCCUGCAGGAGUGAGUGUUCCUCUGCCUCUGUGUCCCAGGCCCACCCUUCCUCCCAUGACCACCCUUCUCCUUCCUACAGCACUCUGCUCCCCACCCAGCCGCCUUUUCCCUUUUUUUAUCCCCUUUCACCCUCGGCGUCCAGUCUCUGUCCCUCUCUGCUUUGACUCUUUUCACUCUCCACGUUUUUUCUAUUUUAAAUAUCCCUUUUUCACUUCUGCAUCUCUUUCACAAGGCUCACAGACGCAGUUUGAUCACAUUAUGAGACAUAAUUUAGUUAAUCAAAGUGGACAAAUGAUGAGAUUUGAAGGCAAAAAGCUCUUCUGACCCAUAUAGAAAAUGAGAGGAUUUUCAUAGAAUAACACCCUCCUAUUUUAGAAAAGUUUCCUAUUUUCCUUUAGUUUGUGUUCAGACACAUAGCGUCUUUUGUGCUGGGAACAUUUCUGAGCUGUUCCAAAUUUCAUGUUAGAAUUAGAGGCUCCGCCUCUCGGAGGGGGGAGAAAAAAAAACGAGAGAGAGAGAGAGAGAGCGUUUGAGAAAAAGGCAAAUGGAGGGAGUUUUUUGAUGGA